UCUGCGUUCUCUUCGAAGUCAUUAUUGAAAAAUAUUUCAAAGAGUUGAAAUCAAAAAGAUUGAACGAAGUGUUGUUAUAAACAAGUCGUUAUUUAAACAAAAAAGAAAAACAAAGUCUAACAAAAGUUUCAAAGUUAAAACUAAAAAGUGAUAAAAUAGUUUACCUAACUGAAAAGUAAUAUUCAAAGUAAAAAGUUUAAUAUUAUCAAUUUGAACGUGAUAACAGAUAAAUCUAUAGAAAAAAACAAAAACAAGAUGCCAGCAAUCGGAAUUGAUUUGGGAACAACCUACUCCUGUGUUGGAGUCUUCCAACAUGGCAAGGUAGAAAUUAUUGCCAACGACCAAGGCAACCGCACAACACCCAGCUAUGUGGCAUUCACAGACUCUGAGCGUCUGAUAGGUGAUGCCGCCAAGAACCAGGUUGCCAUGAAUCCCAAAAACACAGUGUUUGAUGCAAAGAGGUUGAUUGGACGCAAAUAUGAUGACCCGAAAAUUCGAGAGGACAUGAAGCACUGGCCAUUCAAAGUAGUAAGCGAUAAUGGCAAACCCAAGAUCGGAGUUGAAUUCAAAGGAGAACACAAAAGAUUUGCUCCUGAGGAGAUAAGCUCGAUGGUCUUGACGAAGAUGAAGGAAACAGCCGAAGCCUACUUGGGUGAGACAGUGAGAGACGCAGUAAUCACAGUUCCAGCAUAUUUCAAUGACUCGCAGCGCCAAGCCACCAAAGACGCUGGAGCCAUAGCUGGACUCAAUGUUCUGAGAAUCAUCAAUGAGCCAACUGCAGCAGCAUUAGCCUAUGGACUGGACAAAAAUCUAUCUGGUGAACGAAAUGUCCUAAUAUUCGACUUGGGUGGUGGUACCUUUGAUGUUUCCAUAUUAACAAUCGAUGAAGGUUCACUAUUCGAAGUGAGGGCAACGGCUGGCGACACACACUUGGGAGGUGAGGACUUCGACAACCGUUUGGUCACUCAUCUGGCAGAGGAGUUCAAGCGCAAAUACAAGAAAGACCUACGUUCCAAUCCACGAGCUCUUCGACGUUUGAGAACAGCAGCUGAAAGAGCCAAACGAACAUUGUCAUCGAGCACGGAGGCUACCAUCGAAAUCGAUGCCUUGUUUGAGGGAGUUGACUUUUACACCAGAGUGACAAGGGCUCGCUUCGAGGAGCUUUGCGCUGAUCUCUUCCGUGCAACACUAGAACCAGUUGAGAAGGCAUUGAAUGACGCAAAAAUGGACAAAAAGCAGAUCCAUGACAUCGUCCUUGUAGGUGGUUCAACGAGAAUUCCUAAAGUACAGAACCUUCUACAGUCGUUCUUCUGCGGCAAAUCAUUGAAUCUGUCCAUCAAUCCAGAUGAAGCAGUUGCCUAUGGAGCAGCCGUCCAAGCAGCCAUUCUUAGCGGUGACAAGAGUAGUCAAAUCCAAGAUGUUCUUCUCGUUGAUGUAGCACCAUUGUCACUUGGUAUCGAAACAGCUGGAGGAGUUAUGGCAAAGAUUAUUGAACGAAACUGCAGGAUUCCCUGCAAGCAGACUCAAACAUUCUCCACAUAUGCCGACAACCAGCCAGGUGUUACCAUCAAAGUAUUUGAAGGUGAGCGUGUUAUGACGAAAGAUAACAACAUACUGGGCACAUUCGAUCUCUCGGGCAUUCCGCCAGCACCUAGAGGUACACCACAGAUCGAAGUCACAUUCGACAUGGAUGCAAACGGAAUCUUGAACGUGUCGGCCAAGGAAACCGGAACAGGCAAUACCAAGAAUAUAACUAUCAAGAACGACAAGGGUCGCCUGUCUCAAGCCGAAAUCGACAGAAUGGUCAACGAGGCCGAAAGGUUCCAAGAGGAAGACGAAAAACAACGACAGAAGAUCGCAGCUCGCAACACUCUUGAAAGUUAUGUGUUUGGACUGAAGCAAGCCUUGGACCAAGCUGGAGACAAAAUAAGUCGGCAAGAAAAGCAAACUGCCCGAGAUGCUUGUGAGGAGACCAUCAAAUGGUUGGAUGCCAAUACACUAGCCGACAAAGAAGAAUACGAAGACAAAAUGAAGAGCAUAUCGAGUAUCUGCAGUCCAAUUAUGACAAAGAUACACAGCGGAGGAGCAAGUGGUCCACAAGGUUGUGGUCAGCAAUCUGGAGGCUUUGGUGGUCACACUGGACCCACAGUCGAAGAAGUAGAUUAAUUCAAAAAAUCCUAGUCUAGUAAAAAAACUUAGAUUAAUUAAAAAAUAAGUAGACUGAUAAAUAACAUUUCCAUUGUACAAAAA
This is a messenger RNA of Episyrphus balteatus (marmalade hoverfly), 2250 nucleotides long. RefSeq names its product major heat shock 70 kDa protein Ba-like. Gene Ontology annotation, biological process: protein refolding; cellular response to unfolded protein. The record is from RefSeq and is a predicted model, not a curated record. Bases 256 to 2166 code for a protein of 636 amino acids. The transcript has a single exon. Gene Ontology annotation, molecular function: heat shock protein binding; misfolded protein binding; ATP-dependent protein folding chaperone. Gene Ontology annotation, cellular component: cytoplasm. Lineage: Eukaryota; Metazoa; Arthropoda; Insecta; Diptera; Syrphidae.